Ziziphus jujuba (common jujube) is the source of this 1515-nucleotide messenger RNA. Its product is annotated as WAT1-related protein At5g64700. Gene Ontology annotation, molecular function: transmembrane transporter activity. Gene Ontology annotation, cellular component: plasma membrane. The record is from RefSeq and is a predicted model, not a curated record. NCBI's taxonomy places the organism in Eukaryota, Viridiplantae, Streptophyta, Magnoliopsida, Rosales, Rhamnaceae. The transcript is spliced from 7 exons. Bases 201 to 1301 code for a protein of 366 amino acids.
AAAGUCCCAUAUAUAGUGAAAGUUUAUCUUCCCCUUCUCAGCUCCUAUAUAUAUGUGCAUAAAUUUAUACACAGAAGAAGUGUAAUACAUCCAUUCUUUCACUCACCUUCUCAUAGAAAACCCACGUUUCUGUUUUCAUUUUCUUUGUUUAAUUAGAAGAAGUAUUCGAAGUUGUACAAGUCAAAUUUCACUUCCAAUCAAUGGAAGCAAAAGGAACGGAAGGAAAAAAACCUUAUUUAGUUGUGAUUCUCAUACAAGUAAUCUAUGCUGGAAUGGUGUUGUUCAUGAAGGCCGCCUUCAAUGGCGGAAUGAACACCUUCAUCUUUGUUUUCUAUAGACAGGCUGCUGCUACUAUCAUCAUAACCCCUCUUGCUGUGUUCUUUGAAUGGAAAAGUGCACCACCAAUGACAUUUUUAACCUUCAUCAAGAUGUUCUUUCUCUCCUUUUUUGGGAUUGCUUUGAGCUUGGAUAUAUGUGGAGUUGCACUUGAUUAUACCUCCGCAACUCUUGUUGCUGCAACUACGAAUUCUCUUCCUGUCAUUACUUUCAUAUUGGCAGUUUUGCUCAGUAUGGAAGUGUUGAGGUUGAGAACAGCCCCGGGAAUAGCAAAGGUAAUAGGUAUGUUAUUCUGCAUAGCAGGAGUAGUGAACCUGGCAUUUGUGAAGGGUCCCCAUUUCAAAAUCCCAUUGCAUCUUAAUCUUUUUGGUCACCAUGACAUCCAACAACACCACGUUGGUUCUAGCAGAACUUGGGUUAAAGGUUGCUUCCUCAUGCUCCUUUCCAACACCUUAUGGGGCUUCUGGCUUGUAGUGCAGGGACAAGUCACGAAAAACUAUCCUCCAAAGCUUCUGUUUACAGCUUUUCAAUGCCUUUUCAGCUCCGUUCAGACGUUUGCCAUUGCCAUUGCUUUGGAAAGAGACCUUUCUCAAUGGAAGCUUGGAUGGAAUCUCAGACUACUUGCAGUAGCUUACUGUGGAUUUGUCGUUAGUGGGGUCACAUACUACUUACAAACAUGGGUUAUUGAGAAGAAGGGACCUGUUUUUCUCUCCAUGUCUACACCAUUGUCUUUAAUCAUUACAAUGUUCUUUUCAGCAAUUUUCUUGGGGGAGAUCAUUAGUAUGGGAAGUCUCUUAGGUGGGUUACUUCUGGUUGGAGGACUUUACUGGGUAUUAUGGGCAAAGAGCAGAGAGGAACAAAUAAAUAAAAGGAGCUCUGAUGUAGUUGAAGUUCAGAAAGAUGGUUCGGAAUUGAAAGAAAUAGUGACAACCAAUAGUAGUCCAGCAUUGUUUGGUGUAGCAUAAUAUAUUAAAGGAAAAGGCUAAAUACGUUCUAAAAUUGCUUAUAAAUAUAUAUAUAUAUAUAUAUAUAUAUAUAUAUAUAUAUAUAUAUGUAUUAAUAUUUUACACUAAUGAUUUAUGUCUAUGGAAAAUCCUUAAUGCUCAAAAACGAAUGGCCAAUUCAUGUUCAAUUAGUUGUGUACUAGCUCUUUUGAUUAUUGAAAUUUGUUUCAGGUUA